CCCGUGGUAGCUACCACCAGCGCCGAUCUUGGAGCUUUCGCUACGACGAGUAGGGGUACUGUAUCCGCCUCCGCUUUCGCCGGAUCCAAAAGUGGUGCUGCUUAUGUCGAUAGCAAGUGCAAUACCCCUGACAAAAUUUGUGGACUAAUAGACUUCCUGCUCCGAAACUGUAUAACUCCUGGUUACUACUUUCCCUAUCUCUCUCCCCCUAACUUGUUCACCACACAAUGGAGAAAACUGCCCGCAAUGCCAACAGGACCAGCACAUAUCCCCAGUGUUGGUGACAUAGCUGUUAGAGGGUGUGGAAUAAUAAGUAAUUUAACACAGAGUGCUGACAAAGCUGAAAUCUUUUUGACAACUGCAUCGCCUCAUGGACUUGCAGGCAGUUGGUGUGAAAUCACUCCCAUGCUUCAUUCGAGGGUAUAUCCUGCAGCUGAAUUUUUCAAUGGAAAUGUAAUCUCCCCAGUGGACCGAAGUGAUCAACGCCUCCUUUUCAACAGUUUCGAUGAUCUCUUUUAUGGGAAUCUUUUCUUUAUGUUACCAUAA
Molecule: messenger RNA, 546 nt
Organism: Rodentolepis nana
Lineage: Eukaryota; Metazoa; Platyhelminthes; Cestoda; Cyclophyllidea; Hymenolepididae
Source: the annotation of a GenBank genome assembly